AUGAAUAAUACGAAAGGAAGCCAUCUAUUCAGUGAACCAUGGAACGUUCGAAGUAAGGAGUUCGUUAUAGCCGUGACAUUGUUAGGUAAGUGACAUAUGUACAUUAUAUGGGUAUUAAACCAAAUGUUCUCGCCUUUACUAAAUAGAUUGUUUGGAACCUUUUGAUAGAAGCGUUAAAAUUCUAAAAUGUUUUCAUUAAUUACGAUGAAAUUAAGUUAUUAAAUGAAGCGACUGGACUCAUUGCAUUGGGUACCGCUUUACUUUAUUGCUGGAGCUGGCAAAUGCAUUUCCGUCUUUUUGGCCUAGUUUUUGUCGAAAUCUUGUUGACGAAAUGAAGAGCGAUCUUAAUGUUUACAAACUACUGAAAAUACAGUUUUCUGCAUUUUUUAGGAGGAAAAAAAUUGAAAUGGAGCGUUACCAUAGGUUUUGCAGAAUGAAUUAGAAUCACUUUAGCAUCAUUUGUUAAAUCAUUAGGUAUAAUGGGUAUAAUGCACAGUACACGGUCGUUGGAAGUUCAUAAAUAUAAAGCAAGUAGUGGAGGUAGUUUUUCUUUUUUUUUAAAGUAACGAAACCAUAGAAAUCCUUUUCAGAAAUGUACAUCCCAACUUCUACAAAAAAACAAGAAUCACUUCGUGAAUUUUACCGGGGCCACUUUUGUCAAUCACCUGCACCACCAACAUCUAUUGAUUGUAAACCAAGUUCACCUAAUCUUGACUGCAUCAAAUUCUCAGAGGAAAUAGGAGAGAUCAACCGCAUUGUUGAGCUGUGAUUUUGCAUAAAAGGUCUAAUAAAUUAUUACUUCAUGAUGAUCAGUGUUGUAUUGAGUAGGCCCUGGAUUCUUCUCAACAUCUUUACUUAGUUUGAAGUUCACAUAAUUGGUCAUAUGACUCACACAGUUGCAAGAAAACAAUGAUAAAUAUCGACGUGCUUUACAUUUUAGUUUCAUUAUCCUGUGAUACUGCCUGCUAGCAUAGAAAGACAACAAAUAAGCUUUCUUGGAUAUAGCCAUUUUAUUGAAGUUAAUUAUCUUUGGAUCCCGUUUGUUAUUACAUUUAUAUCGUGCAUGAUAAAGUUUUCUCAUCUUAUUAACAUAGCGAUGGAGCUUUGAAGACUUCGGUAUGUGAAUCGUUGAAAUCUUUUUCAAGACAAAUUUCUUCAACAUGCUAUUCUUGUUAUUGAGACCUCUUACAAAUAGCAGUGGAAUUCUGCUCGGUUCACGAGCACGUCUAGAUCGCCUUGUAGCACGUUUUUUAAAAUGAUAUAAAGUUAGCUUUGAUAAGUGUUCGCAUUGAUUCUUGAUAAAUUUCAUGAUGGAAGGUUCACUCAAUGUAGAUACCUUCGAUAAGUCGCUUAUUUUCUCGAUAAGUUUCACGGUGGAAGGUUCAAUCUUAAGCGAUCGCUCGUAAAUUUGUCUCUCCAAAUAUUCACUCUCAAGUUUUUGCUCAUAAACUAGUACAUCGUAAAGGCUGGGAAACGUGUCGUCCAAAAAGCUAUAAUCUUUCUCUUGACUCUUCGACUCGUGCUUUUCAAAAUGGCGGAUAAGAUUUCAAUGAAAGUUUCGAGCCAGUGAUAUAUCUCAGUCAGCGAUAUAUCCCUAACAAUGUAACUUUGAAGACACAGAAACGCGUUGCAUUUUAUGACCGGUGCCAGCCUUCGGCUAGGCCCCGGUAAAAAGAAAGCUUUAAUUUACAAACUAUAUACUUUCAACUAUUUAGGCUAAACGUUAAUAAUCUACCUUAGACACUCGUCUGAAGCUUUUGUGUCAUGUCUGAUCUUAAUUCUGAUGACUUGUUAUAAUCGGAAUGUUCUAUUAAUAGUGCCCAGGGAUACAUUUAUUAGUGAAAAGAAGAGGGGCAAAUUUCGAGAAUCCAAAAUAAUUGCGAUUUACCAAAGAAAUCUUGUCGAGAAUAAUAUAUCUACAACAGACUAAACAAAUCUAUUUUGGAAUUAAUUAACCCUAUUCAGGCUGGGCAUUUAUUAGACUCGAUUUCCUUUGCUCUCUCGGCUCUGGUCUUGUUCUUCCCCGAGAAGAGAGUAUUUUCGCUUGAGGAGCGCAGGCCCAUAUCCCGAACAGCGGCUGGUAAUGGAGCCCAGCAGGAGCCCAGAUAUUUAUAGGCGCGGCGUCCUAACAUCAGUGGGGCCCUUUAAGGCCCUCCUCUUAAAUUUUAAAACCGCUCCUGUAGAUGCGGCCACAAGCUUAACACAGAAUUGUCUAUCAUUGUCAACAUCUCGGUAUACUAAACUAAACGUCGCCUUAAAGACCGUUUUAAUAAUGGUAAUUACAUCCAUACUGCAGUUUCAGAACAAUUUCUUACCAGUAAUAAUUCCGACAAUCAUAUGCUUUUGAUUCCUAUUGAAAAACUUAAAAAUGGGCUUGAUUCUUUCAGGAAAGCACGUGAAGACCACCUUAUCCAUAAAGCUAAGACAAUUGAGCCUCUGGGCAUCAAUAAACUUGAUGAACUGUAACUGUAUAUAGUAUAUCUUUUUUUUUUUUGUUAUCUUGUCUUUUUGAGUUGCCAGAACAUACCACGUCAUAUUAUGUAAUUUCCGGUCAUUAUUUUACUUCACAUAUAUUUCUGUAAAUUCGUGAUAUCUCAAUAAACCUGACGAAGACUGGUACUGGCCAGUCGAAAUAUCGCAACUUAACUCUAUUUCACGUUGUUCGAUCAGUCCCUGCAAAAGUCUUCUUGACUGUAACGUCUUCAAUUUUAUACAUUUUGACUGAUCACGAUCUUUUUGGAUCCGACGUUGAGCAAGAUUGUUCGAACACGGUUUUUGUAGUGUUUUUUUUUUAGCUUAACUUAACAUCUCGGUAUAAUUGAUUGACACAAUGACGAAAUGUGACAUCAUUAUAAGGCCAUGUUUUCUCAUGGCUGAACCCAUAUACCGUAAAAUUCCGAAAAUAAGCCCCUCCAUGUAUAAGCCCCUCCAAAUAUAAGCACCCUAACCGGUAACGCAAAGAGCCCUCCUUUAAAUCGCCCCUCCAAAUAUAAGCCCCCCGGGGGCUUGUACUUGGAAAAUUGCUCUCAAAUACAAAGUAAAACAAAGCAAGAAAGGCAAGUUUAGUUCUAACUGUAAGGCUAGCCCAAUCGAUUUUGAAAAGUAAAUUUCCCCCCGUAGAUAAGCCCCUCCGAAUAUAAGCCUCUCCAAAAAUAAGCCCCUCAAAAAGGGCCUUUGAAAAAUGUAAGCCCCGGGGCUUAUUUUCGGAAAUUUACGGUAGUUCACGUACCAUUCUUUCCCCAAAAUGGGUGUCGGUCAGCGGUCAGCGAUGAUGAUGGCCGCGUCUUUUGAAGCUGGCUAUUUUUGUGUUAUUUGUUUCCUUUUUUGUGCGUUUAAAUAACUUAAUAAUAAUAGUUUCUCGUGUAAGAGUUCCUGUUGGUGUCUUUAUUAGAAUAUGUCAAAGAAAGGAACGAUCUCCCCCUUUCUAUUCGCCGAUCGUCGAAAAUCCUGUUCAAAAAGGCACUUAAAAAAUAUUAUCUUGCUCAAUAUUGACUUGUGUGCGUACGUGCGUGUUUGUGUUUUAAUGAAUAACAAAGCUAUAUUAGAAUAAAGUCACUCUUGUUACAGGGCCAUAAUUAGUUUCUAUAAUGUGCCAUUCUCCAUUCUAAUUUUUUUUUAUUAUGUACGUGUAGUUUAAUCAACCUUGUACUAACUGAUAUUGUACAACUAAUGUAUUAUCUAUAGGAUGGAGUAAAAAUAAAAUACAAAUACAAAAAACAAAAUAGCUAUAAAGCAAAAAGCAUUGUGCUGAAAUAGGAACUUGCCGAUAAAAUCAUGAAGUGGUUUAACACAUUGAUAAUCUUAAACAAUGGAAUUGACGUAAUAAUGACGUCGUUAAUAAUUAAAAAGAAACUGGAACCAUGAAAGAUCAUGGCGACAGCUUCAGCCGAUUUCUAGAAAGAAGGAUUUGAUUAGUAUGUAUCGAGGCGCUCUUGUUAGCGGUUUUGUGAAUAUUUCGGUGUACUUGAACAAAUUUAAAUUAGCGAAUAAUUUUUAAAAAUUAUUAAAAUGUAAGAUUCUUGAGAUUAAUCGUCAUUUUAUAUGACCUUUUGUGCACGGGGCUUUAAAUUACCAGUUAACCUAACAAUAAAUGGCACGAUAAACUUUGUAAAAAUUAACACGAAAACUUGAUAAUACCGCCCAAAUCAUAUCCGCAAGUUCAAUCCCAAAUACGCCUUGGGAGACAACACGUUUCCUUAAAAAAAAAGAUAAUAAUAAAUGCAAAUGCAACUUAAUGUUUCAACAGGGUUAAUCUUGAUCAUUGGACUUCUUGGCAAUGGAAUCGUGGUAGCAGUUAUCUCAAACUUGCGCCAGCAAGGUCAGAAAACAUCUGUUCAGCUUUUUCUCCUUAACUUGGCCGUCUCCGAUCUGAUGGUGUGUUUGCUGUGCAUUCCCCUAACCAUCUUCACAAAUUUUUACUACCCCAAAGAUGUGAGCAGCAGAGAUCAUGGUUUCUGCAAGUUAGCGCGAUUUAUGCAGGUAAAAUAUUUAUUCUAAUGUUAAGCUUCGUGCAAACCGAUGCAACAACUCCCAACAUUGUUUACCCUAAAGUUUGACCGGUCUCAAACUUUGCGCAACAACUCCAAACAACAAGCCGCGAACAAUAUGCAACAAGGUGUGCAAACGGACUCAGCAUCCAACAAUGUUGGGAGUGGUUGGCCAACAAUGAUGUGUCCCUUUGAACUGGGCUUUAAGUAGAUUCAGGUGGCAAUUUCACAGGACCUAGGUGCAUUAAUAGGCGUAAAAACAAUUUUUUCAGGCCAAAUAAAUUUUUAAAAUCUUUCAAUGAAGACAGAUAUACUAAAGCCCCGUGCAAACGUACGCAACAUUGUUGGUCAAGAACUCCCAACAUUUGAAACCGGCCAGACUUUAAGCUACGUGAAAACGGACUCAACAUCGUUGGCCAAUUACUCCCAACAUUGGGAGUUGCUGGCCAACAAUGUUGAGUCCGUUUGCACGGGGCUUGAACUUGUUCUCGCAGCAGCAAAAUAGUCCAAGAGCGCCAUGAUUUAGGGUUUGUGCGGUGUAUGCAGGUGUGUAUGUACUACGCAGGUGACGACAAAAGGAGGCUACGGAGCAAAUCGAUUGAUAGAUGGAUGGGUGAAAACGUCCCGGAUUAAUUGCUUAAUUAUGUAGAGAAUUUGAAACCGAAUUCUUUAGAGAAAAAAACCUUAAUGUACUCCAACUGCAAUAUUCAAAUUUGAAGUGUAAACAAUUAUUCCAAAGAAUCCGGAUUCUUUUCCGCUUGCGAAUACAUGUGAGUGUAAUUUUAAUUUGAGGGCUAUACGAAACAUAUAAAUGUCUGUAUGACAUUUCUCUGCAAUAUGGCUCCUCGUAUCUCCCCAAAUUAUAACCAUAUAUCUCUAUAUAAAAACUAUGAGAAACUACAUAAUUAUUCAGUAUUCUGUAAUCUAUUUCUUUUCCGCAGUACCUCAAUCCAAUAAUCUCAGUCAGCCUGAUGACAGCAAUAAGUAUUGAUCGGUACAUGACAUUUGUGAAGCAGGAAUUAACGUGCAUCAAUAGACCUUGGUAUCUCCGGCCAGCCUGGUUGAUCGUCUUUGCUUGGGUAUACGGUACAGUUCAAUGCCUUCCAAUUUUUCAUACAAGCGAAAUCAUUCCUCUUAAUAAUAACAGUGCCAUCUACUACUGCAGCACUACGAAAGGCCAGUCUCUUGAAGGAACAAUUUAUCUCGUUGCCUCAGUCUUACUUGGGUUCGUGAUACCUUUAGCAGUCUUAACUAUAUCAUAUCGCAAAAUUAUAAAAGUGAUAUCAACCAGGAGUCGUAGACUUGCUGCGUCUGCAGGUGACAUAUCCAGUCCCAAAAUCACAAAUGCCAAGUUGAUGGAAAAGUCCAGAAGAAGGGUUCUUCGCAUGUUGGUAAUGGUUGUCAUCUGCUUUGUCGUCUGCUGGUUGCCUUUCGCUCUCUACUUUGGGCUACUGAUGCAGCAUCUCAGGAAAUUACCGAACGUUAAGGAUCCGGUGCGCCUCAUAACCUAUGGACUGGGCAUAUCAAACUCGGUCUGUAAUCCUUUUAUUUACUUCUUCAACGUCUGCGGCAAGUCCUGUCGUUCCAUGAAAAGUAGGUUCCUUGGAAAGAAGGGAGAGAUUAUCGUCGAAAAGGGGAGAAACAUGGUUGUUGUCUUCAAGGUCCGCCUGUGUAACCAAAUAAGACAAGGAAGUCGAGGAGCUGGAAGUUAA
Messenger RNA from Porites evermanni, 6199 nucleotides. NCBI's taxonomy places the organism in Eukaryota, Metazoa, Cnidaria, Anthozoa, Scleractinia, Poritidae. The record is from the annotation of a GenBank genome assembly.